AUGGCCGCCCCCCGCUCCGCCGUCCUGACGGUGGCUGUCCUGGCCGCCUGCGGCGCACUGGCCGCCACCUUCGUGCCGUCCCCGGCGCGCCAGGCGCCGGUGCCGGUCGCGGCGCUGAGCGCCGCCGCGCUCGUGGCCCCGACGGCCGCACACGCCGAGGGUGAUAGCGUCUGGAUCCCCGCCCUCUCCGCCGUGGGCGCCGGCUUCGCCAUCGGCUUGGCCGCGAUCGGGAGCGGCGUCGGCCAGGGCAUCGCCUCCGGCCGCUGCAUCGACGGCAUCAGCCGCCAGCCGGAGGUGGCGGACGACCUCCGCGGCGUCCUCCUGCUCUCCUUGGCCUUCAUGGAGUCGCUCACGAUCUACGGCCUCGUCAUCGCGCUGGUGCUUCUCUUCGCGAACCCGCUCAUCAAGUGA
Molecule: messenger RNA, 411 nt
Organism: Prorocentrum cordatum
Lineage: Eukaryota; Dinophyceae; Prorocentrales; Prorocentraceae
Source: the annotation of a GenBank genome assembly